AUGAACUCGGCGUACCUAUCAUUGGGCGGAAGUUGUUUGGCGUUCGCUGUACUAGUCAUGUGCUUCACAGGAUCGGCAGAGGUAGGCUUGUACAAGAAAAGUUACAGUAAUCUUUUUGUAAAGAAAGUUUUUGCAAUUUUUUGUUUUGUAGAGAAAUUUCUUGUCAUUUUUAGUUUGUAAAGAAAGUUCUUGACAUUUUUUGCUUUGUAAAGAAAGUUCUUGCUAUUUUUUGUUUUGUAAAGAAAGUUCCCGCCAUUUUAUGUUUCGUAAAGAAAGUCCUUGCUAUUUUUCAUUUUGUAAAGAAAGUUCUUUCCAUUUCAGGCUCAAGACCUCGAGUAUUACCCAGUGAGGAAUCAAGCUGCUUUCUAUUUCCGUCCGCGUCCAGCGCCCUAUGAUGUGAGCGCCGAGUUGGGCGGUCGGGUCGAGUUGCCCGUGGGCUGGAACCGCCGUUUCGGCAAACGUGGCCAACGACUGCGACGUGUCGCCGUUCUGGAUUCGUUGGGAGGACGAGACUUUUUGAUUCGUUGA
Messenger RNA from Bursaphelenchus okinawaensis, 528 nucleotides. NCBI's taxonomy places the organism in Eukaryota, Metazoa, Nematoda, Chromadorea, Rhabditida, Aphelenchoididae. The record is from the annotation of a GenBank genome assembly.